Rhinichthys klamathensis goyatoka is the source of this 3280-nucleotide messenger RNA. It is a transcript of the gene jph3a, whose product is annotated as junctophilin 3a. The transcript is spliced from 5 exons. The coding region runs from base 45 to 2708 and encodes 887 amino acids. Gene Ontology annotation, cellular component: endoplasmic reticulum membrane; junctional membrane complex; plasma membrane. Gene Ontology annotation, biological process: regulation of synaptic plasticity. The record is from RefSeq and is a predicted model, not a curated record. Lineage: Eukaryota; Metazoa; Chordata; Actinopteri; Cypriniformes; Leuciscidae.
UUUCGUGCAUCUUUCCACAAGAUUUGGCUAAACCUGUUUCAUGCAUGUCCACUGGAGGCAGGUUUGACUUUGAUGAUGGGGGGUCGUACUGUGGAGGGUGGGAACAGGGCAAGGCUCACGGCCGAGGGGUUUGUACGGGCCCACAGGGACAGGGGGAAUACGCCGGAGCCUGGAGCCAUGGGUUCGAAGUUCUUGGAGUUUACACUUGGCCCAGUGGGAACAGUUACAGAGGAACCUGGGCUCAGGGAAAGAGGCAUGGCAUUGGCGUGGAGAGCAAAGGGAGGUGGGAGUAUAAGGGCGAAUGGACACAAGGGUUCAAGGGAAGGUAUGGGAAGUUGGAAAGCACUAGUGGUUCCCGAUACGAAGGCACCUGGAGCAAUGGAUUACAAGACGGAUAUGGAUCGGAGACCUACUCGGAUGGAGGCACAUACCAGGGCCAGUGGUUGAGCGGGAUGCGUCACGGUUAUGGAGUGAGACAGAGUGUGCCUUAUGGCAUGGCAGCCAUCAUCUUCUCCCCGAUGUGCACCUCCAUAAACUCCCUACGAUCCGAUCACAGCGAGGGAGCCCCGACUCCAGAAGAUGGCUCCGGUGUCAGUGGCGUAUCUGGCAGUCCGGUGGGGCGAAGUGGCUUCGUACUCUGUGCUCACAGUGAAGCCGACAGGCAUAGAAAGAGGAAAGGCCGAUUCCGACAGUCUAUACUCAGUGGUUUAAAGUUGCGAAGGUCCGAGUCCAAAAGCUCUCUGGCGAGCCAGUUAAGCAAGCAGAGCUCGUUCUGUAGCGAGGCCGGUAUGAGCACCGUCAGCUCCGCCGCCUCAGAUAUUAACUCGAACAUCAGUUUAGGUGAAGCAGAGGCAGGGGGAAGCGUAGAUGCCACUGUCACCGAAACGUACGCUGGCGAGUGGAGGAAUGACAUGCGAUCGGGUUGGGGUGUAAGUCAUCGCUCGGAUGGGCUUCACUAUGAAGGUGAGUGGUUUGGGAACAAGCGGCACGGAUAUGGUUGCACCACCUUUCCUGAUGGAACCAAGGAAGAGGGGAAAUACAAGCAGAAUGUUCUGGUGAGUGGCAAGCGGAAAAACCUAAUACCACUCCGGACCAGCAAGAUCCGGGAAAAGGUGGAUCGUGCCGUGGAAGCGUCCGAGAAAGCUGCGGAUAUAGCCAAGCAGAAGGCAGAGAUCGCAUUGUCCAGGAUGAGCCACGCCCGAGGAAAGGCCGAGGCUGGAGAGGGAGUCGCACUGAGAGCCCUGGAGGAGUGUCGUCUGGCCCGGGCUAUAGCCAAAGAACUGUCCCCCUCUUUCCAUCACUAUGGGAACGGACUGGAGUGCCAGAGACCGAAGCAUCAGGACCGGAAAGAGAAAGACCUGGAGGGGGUCUCCACUGGGACAGACAGUCUUGAGCUCUGCACACCAGACACAACACCCCCGGCCCAAACGCCUGACCUGAGCCCGGUUCUGAGUAGCCCCUCCUCACCCCCCUGCAGUCCACCUACUCAUCGCACUAGGAACGCUUGUUUCAUGCGGCAAAGUGCUGUGGACGAACAAGGAGGGGCAGAGAUUCAGGUUCUAGUCGAAGGUAGAGGCAUGGACACCAUGAGAGCUGGGGCCAACAACUGGACUGCUGAGAUGUAUCCUCACAGAAGAGGGAGCAAAGGAGAAAGCAGUCGCUCCACAACGCCAUCCCUUCUGGAAGAGGAGAUCGGUCACAUAAAUGGACAUGAGAACUCCUCAGCUCAUCACCCAUGGGAGAACGGCUCCUCGAAUCACAAGCCCAUUGAGCAUAUGGCCCCUGAGAAGGUCUGGGAUCAAAUGUCCUCCGGUCAAAAGCCCUGGAAGAAGCAUGUUUCCUUAAAUCAAAAAUCCAAGGAACAUACCAUUUCCAGGAAACAAGAACGGGAGCAUAAACCAUCCAAUCACAAGUCUGUUGAUUGCGACUCUUCCAAGUUCAAACCACAGGUGCACAUAUAUUCCAAUCACAAGUCCGCCGGUCAUAACUUAUCCAAUCACAAGACCAAUGAGCAUGCUUCCUCCAAUCACAAACCAAAGGAGUUUAUUUCUGCACACGAAAAACCACACGUUUCUUACCAUUAUAACCCCCAAGAGCAUGUUUCCUCCUAUCACAAACAACACGAGCAUGUCCACUCCAACCACAAGCCAAGAAAGUCCUUUACUAAUCAUGCGAUUGGUGAGUCUAGCUUGAAUGCAUACCAGCUGUCAGAUCGUGAAGCCAACAACUCCACUCUGGAAUGGACUGUUGAAAACAAUUCCCAGUGGAUCUCUUCCCAUUCACAUCUGCAGGAGAAAGAAGGGGAAAAUGAUUAUCGGGUUGACAUGAGGUUCCAGCCCCUAGACUCCGUUUCCCAACAGAACUUUGGCUCUGGCACGAAAUGCUCGGGUCCCCAAGGGCACAAUUUGCAGAGACUACGUCAACGAAACCACGAAGGCAAAGAAUGGGGUCUUGCAGCCAGGGAAGGUUCGAUGGACUCUGUGCAGAUGCUCGACACCUUGAAUGUUGGGGUUGACGUGGAGGAAUGGCCUUUGCACAGGGACAUUACUCUUUCACCCCCUUUAACGUCUUCUCCAGAACCACUGGACCAAGAACUAGAGCAUCUGAACCUGAUAAAGGCAAACUCAGGCUCCAGCUCUAUCCUGGUGGUCUUGGUGAUAUUACUCAACAUCGGUGUAGCCAUUUUGUUCAUUCAUUUCUUUAUUUAAUCAAAUGGCCUAUAGAAUGUCAAUAACAGCAUUGAUCAAGAGUAAGAUAUGCACACAAUGCACACUUAGCACCACUUCUUAAUAUAAGGAACCCAAAAAUUACAGUAGUAAAUGUCUGUGUAAGUUGGGCAAGUCCAUGUAAAUUGUAAACUUCUUUUAUGGUUCGAUUUAUUAUAUAAUUCCAUUAUAAUCCAUUAGUUAACUUUGCUUACUUUUUUCCUCCAUUCAUUCACAAUAAAGGUCCAUUUACAAUAUUCUGUAGAACUGAAGUAUUACGCACAUUUAGGUUUUUAAUAUACGGCUCGUCUGAUAUGUUUUACCACAGUUACAAAAGGUUAUUUCACCUUUUUUCUUUUCAAAUGCACACCAGGCCUGAGACAUUAUUGAGUAGCGCGAUUUUGAAGAUUAAAGACGGUCUUGUGGUUUUAUGUACUAUGAUAUAGUUGAUGUAAGGUGCAGUUCACACUAAUAUAUAACCACCUCCCACUGUAUUCCAGGGUACAGCCCUAUAUGAUCGCUGCAUACACUCAUCGCAUCAUCCAUAUAAAACAACUUUCUCAUCUACAUACCCA